This is a messenger RNA of Tinamus guttatus (white-throated tinamou), 594 nucleotides long. The record is from RefSeq and is a predicted model, not a curated record. Lineage: Eukaryota; Metazoa; Chordata; Aves; Tinamiformes; Tinamidae.
GUGAAGUGCUACGGCUGGGGCAGGGGCACCAUCUACGACUACGGGGCCCUCACCAUCGACGGCGAGGAGUACGUGCCCUUCAGGAAGUACGCGGGCAAGAUGGUGCUCUUCGUCAACGUGGCCACCUACUGAGGGCUCACGCUGCAGUACCUGGAACUGAAUGCACUACAGAAUGAACUGGGGCCGUACGGGCUCGUCAUCCUGGGCUUCCCCUCCAAUCAAUUCGGAAAGCAAGAGCCUGGCCAGAACUCGGAGAUCCUCCCGGCGCUGAAAUACGUCCGGCCUGGUGGAGGCUUUGUCCCAAAUUUCCAGCUCUUCCAGAAAGGGGAUGUAAACGGUGCCAAGGAGCAGAAGGUCUACACGUACCUGAAGAACGCCUGUCCCCCGGUCGCGGAGGAGUUUGGGAACCCUAAGAACCUCUUCUGGGAGCCCCUGAGGAACCACGACAUCAAGUGGAACUUCGAGAAGUUCCUGGUGGGCCCCGACGGGGUGCCCGUGAUGCGCUGGUACCACCGGGCCAACAUCGCCGUCGUGAAGAACGACAUCAUCGAGUACAUGAGGCAGCAGCGGCAGCAGCGGCAGCAGGCCCAGUAG